UGUUUGUGAACGAACGAACAAACAAACAAACACAUAUAUACACUCACGAAGAAAUGGCAAACACGGAUUCAACAAUUUGGCCUAACGAACAACAACAACAACCUCAACAAACAGUGCCGUACCCUGAAGCAGUGCCAAACAGCGCUUGGCGUUCUUCAGGGUCUAUAGGGCCAUUUUUUGCUGUCAUCUCUGUGUUAACUAUUCUCGCGAUUCUUUCUUGUUUAGUGGGAAGGUAUUGUAGGAAUCGGAAGCCUGUGACACCGUUGGAUAGUGUUAAACAGAGAGAUUGUAGAUUUGGGUGGCUGAGGGGAAAAUUAUGCUGGCGCUGUACGAAUUGUGGUGAAACUAGUAAUAAUGAGGGUAAGGGACAAGAUGUUGUUUGAUGAAUUAACAAGGCCCUUUGAUCCUUGAGAACAGCAUUGAUUUGGAGUAAAAUUUUCUACUGUUAUAAUAUGGUUAUUUGUAAGUUGCUGUUCUGUUUUGAAAGCAAUUUAUUAAUAUUAUGAGUUGCUAGUUACUACUCUCGUGCAAUUUUUUUCCUUUGUGAAUGUUAUUUGUUAUUCACAAGUUAGAACGAAUGAUCAAUUAAUAAGAUUUUAAGAGUGACUA
Solanum lycopersicum (tomato) is the source of this 609-nucleotide messenger RNA. RefSeq lists its product as uncharacterized. Lineage: Eukaryota; Viridiplantae; Streptophyta; Magnoliopsida; Solanales; Solanaceae. The record is from RefSeq and is a predicted model, not a curated record.